AUGGUGUGUAAAGGAUAUCGUUUUACUGGACCAAAUGGACGAGACGGCCCAGACGGACAGGAUGGAUCAAGAGGAGAUAGAGGAGACAACGGAGAUCCCGGAAAAGAAUGGAAAUAUGAUGUACGUGUCAAAUUAUAUGGGAAACAUGGAAAGAUAAGAAAAAUAGACGAAAUUGCAGUAGUUUGCGCUGCUGUUCUAGCGGAUGUACUGGCUAGGUUAGAUAAUACAAAUCAAGGACCACCAGGACCACCAGGACCACCAGGACCAAAAGGACCAAUAGGAUCAUUAGGAAAACCAGGACCUAACGGAAAAGAUGGAUCAAAGGGGUCUAAAGGAAUGGAAGGAAAACCAGGAAAUAAUGGACUAGAUGGACCACCAGGGUCUAAAGGAAUGCGAGGUAUGUAUCAGUAUUUGUGUAUGUAA
This is a messenger RNA of Mytilus californianus (California mussel), 423 nucleotides long. RefSeq names its product collagen alpha-1(XXIII) chain-like. The record is from RefSeq and is a predicted model, not a curated record. Lineage: Eukaryota; Metazoa; Mollusca; Bivalvia; Mytilida; Mytilidae. The coding region runs from base 1 to 423 and encodes 140 amino acids. The transcript is spliced from 11 exons.